Molecule: messenger RNA, 1558 nt
Organism: Bactrocera oleae (olive fruit fly)
Lineage: Eukaryota; Metazoa; Arthropoda; Insecta; Diptera; Tephritidae
Gene: Trmt6
Product: tRNA methyltransferase 6 non-catalytic subunit
Biological process (GO): tRNA methylation
Cellular component (GO): nucleus; tRNA (m1A) methyltransferase complex
Source: RefSeq, a predicted model, not a curated record
GUUGCCGCUUGUUUUUUGACAUUUUGGUCAGCAAGUGUUUAUACCCGGUUUAUGUUUUUCUGUAUGGUUCCAUAGUAUCUUUAACAAUAAAAUAAUUAAAUUCGAAAAACCAUGACAAAAACUGAAAUCAGCGAAAUGCCUAAAAUUCAGUUGGGUGACUACAUAGUAAUUCAGCGACAAAAGUACACUAAAUUGCAGAAAUUCGGCAAUUUGGAUACAACAUCUAUGCUGGGUAAAGAACAAUUGGAAUUACGCGGGCUUUUGGAUCAACCGUACAGUGCCACUUUUAAAAUGUGCCCCAAAGAAACCACACCUUCCAAGCAGCGUGGACAACGCAAUCUGCGUCUACACACACUACAGCUGUGUAAUGAAUUAGAAAUGCGCGACAUACGUGAUCGUUUGGGCAUUUCGGCAAGUGGUGCUGAUAAUCGCGACAUAAUUGACGAUGGCGAUUCGCAAGCGUUGCGACCACAGGAUAUCGAAGAGCUGCGGGAACAGCAUAGUGAAUCGACUAAAAUUAUCGAAAAGAUUGUUGAAAACUCCAAAACAUUUCACGCCAAGACCGAGUAUUCGCAAGAGAAAUAUUUGCGUAAAAAGGAGAAGAAAUACUUUGAAUUUGUGCAAAUACAUCGACCCACACUGCGUUUAAUUACAGAGAUUUACUAUCGACAAGAUGCUGACAAAGUGAUGGGUAUGCGUUUGGACACACUCUCACAACUUAUCUCCUACUCAGGCGUGAGUGCAUUUGGCAACUAUUUGAUGUACGAAAGUGGCACAAAUGGCUUGUUACCAGCAAGCUUCCUGAAUUCAAUGGGUGCUGGUACCGAGGCAACAUUGGUACACAUGCACCCCGGUAAUGUGCCACAAAAGCAGGCAAUGUUAGCUUUAAAUUUGCCACUCGAACAAUUGCAGCGUUGCAUUUCGGUAAAUUUGUAUUCCGUAUUACGUGAAUACUAUCAGGGGGAGGGACAUGAAAACUCGGAACAUGCAGCAGUGCCAGGCACACCAUUAGAAGAGAUAGAGCCAAGCAGCAAAAAACAGAAACUAAACGAUGGUGAUGCAGCACCCACGACAACGUCUUCUACAAGUAGUGAUAGUAAUGGCGAAAACAAUGAGACCCCAACGAUAUCAUCAGCUAACAUAUCUGUGCAAGCACAGAAAUGGCAAGUGGAAAACCGUCGCGCCUGUGAACUCAUGCACGCAAAAUUCGAUGGGCUUGUCAUUGCUGCCAAGGAACAUCCGAGCAACAUAGUACAAGCCUUAUUACCAUUUGUAAAAUCUUCCCGACCUAUUGUUGUAUACAGCCAAAGUAAAGAGCUGCUCAUGGAUUUGCAUGUAGAGCUAAAGAGCAGUUCAAAUGCCACAAAUCUGCAUUUGACUUCAAAUUGGUUACGUUAUUACCAAAUAUUACCUAACCGCACGCAUCCGGAAGUAAAUAUGAAUGGUAAUAGUGGUUACCUCUUGUCCGGUUAUACUAUAGGUUAACAGUUUUAGUUUAUAAUAAUUAUUUUACUAUAAUUAAAUACAGUCAUAUGUAUGUAUGUAAAUUAUUGACGUA